AUGUCUAUCAAAGCAGUUAUAUUCGAUAUGGGAGGUGUGUUGAUAGAAGCACCCUAUGGGAUGUGGAGAGGAUCUUCAAAACCAUUAUUCAGAUCCCUUGAGAAGAAACUGGAAUUCGACAGAGGCUCUCUAAUGAGGGCUCUGCUCACACCACCAGUAAGAGAUCAUUUUGAAGCUUUGGAAAGAGGGGAAACGACCGCGGAAGAUUUUGAUCCACUUUUCACUCAGUAUUACAACAAGAAGGUGAGUAGAAUCCGGUACAUUCGAUGA
Messenger RNA from Cylicostephanus goldi, 270 nucleotides. The record is from the annotation of a GenBank genome assembly. NCBI's taxonomy places the organism in Eukaryota, Metazoa, Nematoda, Chromadorea, Rhabditida, Strongylidae.